AGGCUGGCGUGAGCGCCGCGGUGCGUGGCACAGGCAGCGACCUCCCCGCGGUGAGAAGUACGACCGCAGGACUCAUGGCGGCAAGAUACCGGCCCAGCGCCCCCCACACCAGUGCUGCCGGCAGCGGGGCCGCGGCCCAGGGGCAGUGGGGCCGCGCCUGGGAGGUGGACUGGUUCUCGCUGGCGAGCGUCCUGUUCCUGCUGCUGUUUGCGCCCUUCAUCGUGUACUUCUUCAUCAUGGCGUGUGACCAGUACGCCUGCUCGCUCACCGCGCCCGUGCUGGACCUGGCCGCCGGCCGCGUGCGCCUCUCCGACAUCUGGGCCAAGACGCCGUCCGUGACGAAGGAGGCCGCCCAGAUCUACGCCCUGUGGGUCUCGUUCCAGGUGCUCCUGUACGUGGCGCUGCCUGACGUCUGCCACAGGUUCCUGCCCGGCUACGUGGGCGGCGUCCAGGAGGGCGCGGUGACUCCCGCAGGGGUCAUCAACAAGUACGAGAUCAACGGCCUGCAGGCCUGGCUCAUCACGCACCUGCUCUGGCUCGCCAACGCCCGCUUCCUCUCCUGGUUCCCGCCCACCAUCAUCUUCGACAACUGGAUCCCGCUGCUGUGGUGCGCCAACAUCCUGGGCUACGCCGUGUCCACCUUCGCCAUGGUCAAGGGCUACCUGUUCCCCACCAACGCCCGCGACUGCAAAUUCACGGGCAACUUCUUUUACAACUUCAUGAUGGGCAUCGAGUUCAACCCCCGGAUAGGGAAGUGGUUUGACUUCAAGCUGUUCUUCAACGGGCGCCCCGGCAUCGUGGCCUGGACUCUCAUCAACCUGUCCUUCGCGGCCAAGCAGCGGGAGCUCCACGGCCACGUGACCAACUCCAUGAUCCUGGUCAACGUGCUGCAGGCCAUCUACGUGCUGGACUUCUUCUGGAACGAGGCCUGGUACCUGAAGACCAUCGACAUCUGCCACGACCACUUCGGCUGGUACCUGGGCUGGGGCGACUGCGUGUGGCUGCCCUACCUCUACACGCUGCAGGGCCUGUACCUGGUCUACCACCCGGUGCAGCUGGCGGCCCCGCACGCGGCGGGCGUGCUGCUGCUGGGCCUGCUCGGCUACUACAUCUUCCGCGUGGCCAACCACCAGAAGGACCUCUUCCGCCGCACGGACGGGCGCUGCCUGAUCUGGGGCCGCAAGCCCAAGGCCAUCGCCUGCGUGUACACGUCGGCCGACGGGCAGCGGCACCACAGCAAGCUGCUGGCCUCGGGCUUCUGGGGCCUGGCCCGGCACUUCAACUACACGGGCGACCUGCUGGGCAGCCUGGCCUACUGCCUGGCCUGCGGCGGCGGCCACCUGCUGCCCUACUUCUACGCGGCCUACAUGGCCGUCCUGCUCACCCACCGCUGCCUGCGGGACGAGCACCGCUGCGCCAGCAAGUACGGCGGGGACUGGGCGCGCUACACGGCCGCCGUGCCCUACCGCCUGCUGCCCGGCGUCUUCUAGAGCCGCCCUGGGGCCGCCUCCCUCCCCGCCGCCAGAAGCCUCCGUCUCCGUCUGCAAACUGCCAACGUCAGCGCGUCCCUCCCGGCCCCCGGGACGCGGGGUUACAGCGCGGCCGGCUCUCCUGUCCGAGUCCGAGGGCGGGAGGGGACCGCGCCGCUCCCGCUGAGGUUUCUCCGCUGCGUGGGCACGUGGCUGGGACGCGUCCGGGCCUGGUCAGGACGGAGGUGGCUCUUGCCGGUUAUGGGGGGCGGGCACGCCCGUGACCGUGUCCCCGCUUCGCCCCAGAGCCGCCCCGCUGCCUGCCCUGGGCCGCGGGCUCCCUCUGUGUCUCGUGCAGCCAACACGGCGCUGGCGGCGGCGGUGAGUCACCGUGAGGAGGGGCUCCGGGCCCAGGGUGGGUGCCCUUUGGUUUCCGUGUGCUCACGCCUGCCAGGGGUGGGGUGACUCGGAGCCAGGGUGCAUGCCCGGACCCGACGUGAGGUCCCAGUCCCGGGCCGAGGCGCCCAGUGCCUGACUCCCUCUGGAGCCCGCCCGCCCGCCCUCCGGAAGGGCGUUCCUGCUCGCCCGGGCAGCCCAGCGCAGGCGCCCACCACGCGGGGCCUCCCCGUGCCUCCAAUGAGGUGUGACCCCGGCCUUGGGCAGGGCACCCCCUCUCACCCCUGGGUAUUCUUGAAUCUUGGCGUCACUGCCCUAGUAGAGAAUUAAUUCUUUAUAUUAAACUUUCCAGGUUAAACUUC
Messenger RNA from Eptesicus fuscus (big brown bat), 2227 nucleotides. It is a transcript of the gene DHCR7, whose product is annotated as 7-dehydrocholesterol reductase. Gene Ontology annotation, cellular component: endoplasmic reticulum membrane. Gene Ontology annotation, molecular function: 7-dehydrocholesterol reductase activity. NCBI's taxonomy places the organism in Eukaryota, Metazoa, Chordata, Mammalia, Chiroptera, Vespertilionidae. The transcript has 8 exons. Bases 75 to 1490 code for a protein of 471 amino acids. Gene Ontology annotation, biological process: brassinosteroid biosynthetic process; cholesterol biosynthetic process. The record is from RefSeq and is a predicted model, not a curated record.